AUGGAGCCCAACAACAACAACCGCCUGCACUUGAACUUCGGCUUCAACAACAAUGACAGAAACUACAACGCCGCCAGCAACCGUGUCUACCCCACAACGCCCUCCGCAUUCCCGCAGCCCAUCUACCAGGGCCAGGACUUCAUGGACGCUCACGGCACGGCCAAUCCUGCUUACGGACAAGGUUACUUUGUGAAUGGCCCUUACGCGCAGCAACCUCACUACCCUGUGCAGCAGCAGCAGCAGCAAUAUGCACAACACAAUCUUCAGUCUCCUCAGGCCGCUUAUGGCGCUCGUGUGCCCUACAACAAUGACGGCACAAAUGGAUUGAUCCAACAAUUUUCGAACCAGGAUUUGAGUGCAUCUCCGCGUGCAGCAUUGUCUCCACGCUCUGCUUCCCCUGCUCAGCGACCCAGGACUGCUGGCUCAACUGGACCGCAACAACAUGGUGGGCACCUGGCCCCGGGCAUGGCUAAUCGCAGCUCGAAGCCGCCCGGCGAAGAAGAGGAGCUUCAAAGGUUUCCUGAGAGGUACUCGGAGAACGUUCACAAACGUGGAAAGGCUGCGAAGGAACUCGUCAAUGUUUUCUUUCAAGAGAACAUUGAGCGUGCCCGUGAGCGCAAUAUGCGAUCCGUCAAUCUAGGAAAGUUAGUGCAGAGCAACAGCAUGCCUGAACCGAAAAAGCGUUCGGAAGCAGAGGCCCUGGCGAAAAAAGAGUCAAACUUUCUGCGAUUCCUCCGUACCAGAGAAACUCCAUCAAACUUCCAGACUAUCAAGAUCAUUGGAAAGGGUGCAUUUGGUGAAGUCAAAUUAGUCCAACGCAAGAGUGAUGGCAAGAUCUACGCUCUUAAGUCUUUGAUCAAGACGGAGAUGUUCAAGAAAGACCAACUUGCUCAUGUUCGCGCCGAGCGUGAUAUUCUUGCCGACUCCAAGGACAACCCUUGGCUAGUCAAGCUCCACGCCUCGUUCCAAGACAAUGCCUAUCUUUAUCUACUGAUGGAGUUUCUACCGGGUGGUGAUCUGAUGACAAUGCUUAUCAAGUACGAGAUCUUCUCCGAGGACAUUACUCGCUUCUACAUGGCUGAAAUUGUGAUGGCCAUCGAGGCCGUGCACAAGCUGGGCUUCCUUCAUCGUGAUAUCAAACCUGAUAACAUUCUGCUGGAUCGAGGCGGUCAUAUUAAGCUUACAGAUUUUGGAUUAUCAACUGGCGGCAAAAAGCAACAUGACAAUGCUUACUAUCAAAAUUUAUUGAAAAACUCCACAUCCAAAGACAAAAACAGGAAUUCAGGAUUCUUUUCGGACGCCAUCAACCUUACGGUUUCAAACCGUGGUCAGAUCAACACUUGGAGGAAAUCUCGUCGUGCCAUGGCAUAUUCGACAGUCGGGACCCCAGAUUAUAUUGCCCCUGAAAUUUUCAACGGCCAAGGCUACACUUAUCUCUGCGAUUGGUGGUCUGUAGGAGCAAUCAUGUUUGAGUGUCUUGUCGGUUGGCCUCCUUUUUGCGCCGAAGAUGCUACAGACACGUAUCGUAAGAUAGUGAACUGGAGAGAGUGCCUAUACUUUCCGGACGAGCUAGUUCUCUCACGAGAGUCUGAAGGCCUUAUUCGAAGCUUCCUAUGCGAUCCGGAACAUCGUAUCGGCAACGAGGGUGGUCAACACGGCGGGGCUACGCAGAUCAAGGGCCAUCCUUUCUUCCGUGGCGUGGUUUGGGACCAAUUGCGCAACAUUCGCGCACCGUUUGAGCCCAGACUGAGCUCAAAUGUGGAUGUGUCCUACUUCCCUAUCGAUGAAAUUCCUCAAGAGGAUACAAGCGCCGCGCAUAGAGCUCAAGUGCGCGCAAUGCCCGAAGAACAAGAGGCAGAAAUGAGUCUGCCAUUCAUUGGAUAUACCUAUAAAGCUUUCAACGCGUUCCAGGCCAAUUAA
Talaromyces atroroseus is the source of this 1920-nucleotide messenger RNA. RefSeq names its product Serine/threonine-protein kinase cot-1. The record is from RefSeq and is a predicted model, not a curated record. NCBI's taxonomy places the organism in Eukaryota, Fungi, Ascomycota, Eurotiomycetes, Eurotiales, Trichocomaceae. Gene Ontology annotation, biological process: intracellular signal transduction; peptidyl-serine phosphorylation. The transcript has 4 exons. Bases 1 to 1920 code for a protein of 639 amino acids. Gene Ontology annotation, molecular function: ATP binding; protein serine/threonine kinase activity.